Molecule: messenger RNA, 809 nt
Organism: Suillus subaureus
Lineage: Eukaryota; Fungi; Basidiomycota; Agaricomycetes; Boletales; Suillaceae
Exons: 3
Coding region: 234-590 (118 amino acids)
Source: RefSeq, a predicted model, not a curated record
GGUCCCCUAUUCCACUGUCUUCUCUAUUGUUCUGCUAAGACGGGACAAGUACAUCUUCGGAUCUCAACAUGCUGCGAAAACCAUAACUACUAGCAUGGUUUGCCCAAGAAGAUGAGCGGUGUCUGGUUAGUUCAGGAGUCAAGAUGGCCCUGUACGUUUCGGACACAAGACAAAAGGCAGCCGGUCACGCAACAUUGAGUAAUUUCGUUCCCUAAUCUGACCUGGGACAUAACAUGGUGCUGCUGGCUGUCGCAGUUCUUACACUCCCUGCAUCCUUCCUCAGCAUCGCAGUGGCUAUUCCAAACCGCCAUGCCGCAAAGCCUGCUGUUCGUGGACGAGCAGGGUUUGGCAUUGUACGGCUUCCCCGAGAAGCUCACUGUGCUAUUUGUCCAGAAGACAUAAAGACAAAUGGCGGUACUGCAACGCUUGUCUUUGACCAAGGGUCAACUGACGGAAUCACUAUGUGCACCUAUAAGGAGAGUUCCAGCACGGAUAUCAUCUGUCCCUAUGUAACGGACACUGGAGAGUUGAAUGGCGCAGUCAAGUACUGUCCACAAACGGUUGCUCUUGGUGAUUGUGUCAACAGUUAGGCAUAUGUCGAAUUAUACGAUAUUAUAUAUGCCCUUCUGAGCCACAAAAUUGGUUAGUGGGAGGGCGUCGUCAUGCAAGCAUUGAUACUGGCUACAGGAUAGCCCUUCACACUACAUUGUACAGCAUUUCUGUUCGACUUUCAUAUGGUAUUUGUUGGGUACGACCUGGUCUAGCUACGUGGUUUUCAUAUUCGCAAUUUAACCGCAUUGAUACACAAU